Molecule: messenger RNA, 915 nt
Organism: Acaulospora colombiana
Lineage: Eukaryota; Fungi; Glomeromycota; Glomeromycetes; Diversisporales; Acaulosporaceae
Source: the annotation of a GenBank genome assembly
AUGCAAUGUCCCCCGAGUUUCUUUCCUUUACCCCUCGUUGAUGGUAGUGAUUUGUAUUUGCCUAACAUAAGUGUUGGCGCCGGUGCUGGAAAGACCGAAGAUCUGGUAUGCGGUUAUGACAAUAGCAAUAGUGUCAUGUACAACACGGUUCCUGUCGAGCAGGUGCUGCCGUAUCCUAACUUGAUGACACCGCCGCUUCCCUCCCCCACCGAAGUUGACCUAAAACCACUAAUCACCGAAAAAUAUCACGCAUUUCCGUCCCCGCCUAUGUGCUUGAUCAACCAAUUGUGCCCAGAACAAUUCCGGGACGUCGGUUCAACGAUCCCAAACCAAACAAUCGCCGAAGUUAGGCAUCACCCAUUAUCCCCACCCACUUCUCCCCCUCAAAUCGAGACAAAAAAACCAGAGAUCAGGAAAUCCGUGGAGAGUAAAAAACCAGUUGAGGUAUCGUCUCCGCCGUCCAUCAAGGAUGAAAACAAUGAAACGGUCGAGGAAUUUAAGGAUGAAAAGAAAGACGACGAAGCUCGCACCCUCAAUCCAAAGCAAUACCCUCGUAUUCUCAAGAGAAGAAUUGCUCGUGAAAAAUUCGAAAGACGACAUGGUUUCUCCAAGAAGAGAAAGCCAUACAUUCACGAAUCUCGUCAUGCGCACGCAAUGCGUCGUCCUCGCGGACCGGCGGAGUACCCUGACUACUACCAAGGACCUAACGGUGUUUUCUUCCCAAUCCAAAAUCCAAUUCAGGAAGUGAAUUGGAAUGCCGCCGUAGAGUCUUACAAUUACGAACAAAAUUUCUAUGAACCGAGCACUGUCAACACCGUUUUACCUCUCAACAACUUUAACAAUCAACUCAACAACCCCGGGACAGCGUACGCGUCGUUGAUCCCAUCCGAUUCAUUUGGACCAUUCAUUCGCUAA